Xyrauchen texanus (razorback sucker) is the source of this 6339-nucleotide messenger RNA. RefSeq names its product cytoplasmic polyadenylation element-binding protein 4-like. NCBI's taxonomy places the organism in Eukaryota, Metazoa, Chordata, Actinopteri, Cypriniformes, Catostomidae. The record is from RefSeq and is a predicted model, not a curated record. The transcript is spliced from 11 exons. Gene Ontology annotation, biological process: negative regulation of cytoplasmic translation. The coding region runs from base 444 to 2618 and encodes 724 amino acids. Gene Ontology annotation, cellular component: neuron projection; synapse; nucleus. Gene Ontology annotation, molecular function: ribosome binding; mRNA regulatory element binding translation repressor activity; mRNA 3'-UTR binding.
UAGAAGAGAAGGACAGCAGCGGUAGCAGCAGCGCGCUGGUGAAAAAAGAGACAGAGAAACAAAAAUCUAACAAUGAAAACGACGAGUGAACGCAUUGCAGUUCACCAGUAACGAAACUAUUCUUUUAAUAGUAAAGUCAAUGACGUAAAACCGUUGAAACGAGUGAUUUAAAGGUUAGCAGCUGGCUAAAGCGAGACAGGGCUGUGUCAUUGAGAAGGCAGGACACGUCAAGACGAGGAAGGGAAAAAAUAGACACUCCUGUCGGAUUAAAUAGCCCCUGUUUAAGAUAUCAAAUCAUCAGUUUAUUUCAGACUCUGCGUUAGUUUUUCGCUGUGAUAAUAACUGGAACGAGUGUCUGUGCUCAGUCAUCGCUUGGAUCAGCCCAUAAGGACAUUGGAAGCAAGAAUAACUGUGUUUGAGCCAGGUUGAACUGGAGAACAUAAAUGGGGGAUUACGGGUUUGGAGUCUUGGUGCAAAACAACACUGGCAACAAGUCUGCUUUCCCAGUAAGAAUUCACCCACACCUGCAACCGCCACACCACCACCAGAAUGCGACCGCAAGCCCCGGCGCUUUCAUAAGCAGCACCCCGGCUGGGAAUGGCAGCAGCAGUGGCUCAACCUGGCUGUUCCCAGCGGCCACCGCUCACAGCAACAUACAAGAUGAAAUUCUGGGCUCGGAGAAGCCCAAAUCCCAGCAACAAGAGCUGCAAGAGACCCCAGAGAAGCAACAGCUCUCCCCCGGCCACCAGGAGAGCAAUAUCAUCUCUGAGUUGGAAAAGGCUCGAUCUGAAGAGAGUAAAGUUGAGAGCGGAUCGUCCGAAGGAACCAACGGCAAGGAGAAGCUGCGUUUAGAGUCCCCCGUAAUGACACCAUUUGACUAUCAAGAACCCUCGGGGCUGGGCACGGCCGCUCAGUCCAGCACCUCCUCUUCCCUGACCAGCUUCAACAACUGGUCGGCUGCUAUUCCCCCCACCCCCUCCACCAUCAUCAACGAGGAUAUGGGUUUCUUCAACCCGGCAGCCUCGGCUAACAAUGGCCCUCUUCUGUUCCAGAAUUUCUCACAUCAUGCCAGCCCAGGCUUCGGGGGCAACUUUUCCUCUCAGAUUGGUCCAAUCUCGCAGCACCCCCCUCCUCACCCCCAUUUCCAGCACCCUCACAGCCAGCACCAGCAGCAUCGUCGAUCCCCGGCCAGCCCCCACCCGCCGCAGUUCCCCCACCGCAGCGCCCCCUUUGGCCAGCUGCCCCAUCUCUCCAACAACAUGAGCAAGCCUCCCUCACCCUGGGGCAGCUACCAGAGUCCCUCGCCCUCACCCUCUUCGACCUCCUGGAGCCCAGGUGGGGGUUAUGGCGGUUGGGGUGGCUCCCAGGGCCGCGAGUACCGCAGAGGCCUGAAUGGUGGCAUGGCGCCUCUAAACUCCAUCUCCCCACUCAAGAAGACCUUCCCCAACAACCACAUUCCCCAGCAGAAGUACUCCCGCACCAGCCCUGGCUUUAACCCCAAGUCCUGGAUGGAUGAGAGCAGAAGCGAGAACGUAUUCCCUUUCCAGGAUCGUCCUCGUUCUUUCGAUGGCUUCAACAUGCACUCUCUGGAGAACUCUCUGAUCGACAUCAUGAGGGCCGAGCAAGACACUCUGAAAGGUCGUCUCGGAUUCACCCAUCCAGGAGGAGACAGCCCUUUGCCCAUAAAUGCAAGGAAUUAUGGGAGGCGACGAGGACACUCAUCCCUGUUUCCCAUGGAAGAUGGCUUCCCAGACGAGGAGAGAGCUGAUCAGGGUCUGCCCGGCCUCGGAUCCCCCCACUGCUUCCCUCACCAGAACGGAGAGAGGGUGGAGCGCUACUCUCGCAAAGUCUUUGUGGGUGGCCUCCCCCCUGACAUAGACGAAGAUGAGAUAACUGCUAGUUUUCGUCGCUUUGGGCACCUGUUUGUGGACUGGCCUCACAAAGCAGAGAGCAAGUCAUACUUCCCCCCGAAAGGUUACGCGUUCCUCUUGUUUCAAGAUGAGAGCUCUGUUCAGGCUCUGAUUGAUGCCUGUAUCGAGGAGGACGGAAAGCUCUACUUGUGUGUUUCCAGCCCCACCAUUAAAGACAAACCUGUCCAGAUUCGUCCAUGGAAUCUUAAUGAUAGUGAUUUUGUGAUGGAUGGAUCACAGCCCCUGGACCCCAGGAAGACCAUAUUUGUGGGUGGAGUGCCGCGGCCACUUCGUGCAGUGGAGCUGGCGAUGAUCAUGGACCGGCUGUAUGGUGGUGUGUGCUACGCAGGCAUUGACACAGACCCAGAGCUGAAAUACCCCAAGGGAGCAGGGCGGGUCGCCUUCUCUAAUCAGCAGAGCUACAUUGCUGCUAUCAGUGCUCGCUUUGUACAACUGCAGCAUGGAGAAAUCGAUAAACGGGUGGAAGUGAAGCCAUACGUCCUGGAUGACCAGUUGUGCGAUGAAUGUCAGGGGACUCGCUGCGGAGGCAAGUUCGCUCCUUUCUUCUGCGCUAACGUGACCUGUCUCCAGUAUUACUGUGAAUACUGCUGGGCGGCUAUCCAUUCGCGCGCUGGCCGGGAGUUCCACAAGCCCCUGGUGAAGGAGGGCGGCGACCGACCUCGCCACAUCUCCUUCCGCUGGAACUAACGCUGAUAGGCCAGAAGAGAGAGGGAUAGAGAGGAGGGGGAGAGUAGGCUAGGAGUCGUCGCAAAUCAUCAUUUAAAUAAAUGCACUUUUCUGUUGCUGGUUCCUUUUUAGUUUAAUUUAAAAAAAAAUAUUUAAAAAAAAAAAAGGAAAAAAAUAAUUUGACAUUUAAUAUAUUUAAAGAAAAUGGAUGUGUAUCCAAAAAAAGAUUCAGGAUGAAAAUGUCUAAUCCAUCUCUCUAUUUUUUAUAACUUCAUUAUAUUUUAUUUUCAAGUGCACAGAGAUGUGAAUAUAUUGAGUAUUAGUAUAAUUUGUCAGUAAAUAUCUGCAUGACUUUAGAAUUGGCUUUUUGUUAACAUUGCAGUUGGAAGUAUUACGUCCUAUUUUAACUAAAUCGGAAAAGACGUGAAAAGAAUAGUUGCGAGAAGAGUGCACUUAUUUCUUUGCAACCCAGAGUGCAGAUGUGGUUUAAGAUCUCAGUUGUUAACCAAAGCUUGGGAUAUGAUAACAGAAGAAGCUAAUUCUCUCAACGCUCUGUUUUUGUUGUUUGUAAUUUAAGACCAUUUUAAUCUUUGUUUCCUGACGACAACAACUGAUUUCACAACAGCUGUCUGGAUUUGAUCUCCAUUUUGCAAAACAUGCAAGAUAACUAAUACCUCAAGCUUAGCUGCUAGUUUAAGUCAAAUAUAUAUAUAAUAAAACAAGCUGGUCUCCCCCUUUCCCCCAGGACCACAGAAAAGGAAAAUGACAUUGGCAAAAGGCACAUUGAGAAAAUCUGCUCUGUCACUUCCUGGUUCGAUACUUGGUUUCCAACAGUGGUUGGGAAACAGCAUCCUAGUGGGGAAUGUUUGUUGUUAAUGUUGCUGUAGUCUGCCUGCAAGUUGGUUUAAAUGCAAGGAACUUUUCAUCAUUUCUGGUCCAGCUCAGCUCAAAGCAACGGUCGUUCUCUCAGGCUGUCAGCGGCAAGCCUUUGUGUUUUUCGUUCAACUCGCAAUAUGUGUUGUAAGCCUUUACCCAGCCCAUAUACAGCGAAAGCUCCUUUUAAAGGGAUAGCUGACCCAAAAAUGAAAAUUCUGCCAUCAUUGGGCAAUUCCUUUAAGAAAGGAAGAAUGAUCAAACAAUAUACCUCCUGUCCUGCAGCAGCUGUGCCCACUCAGCCUGAGUGUGAAGCAUAACUGAAGGUAGUCCAUGCAUCUCUCCACUCACAUGCCCCUUUCCCCCCAACACUCACCUCAAACAUUAAAGGUUUUACUUUCAGACAUUAGGGAACCAAAGAUGGCUGUGUAGUAGCUAGUAAAACCAUGGAUGUUUCUUUUUUUCUACCACCCUUCAAAUGAAAACCUUUUCAUUUUAGUUUUUUAUUUUUGCCCCCAACCCUUUUCCCAUUCAAUAUAAAGACCAGAUGGGCUCCAGCAAACCAAAGAUUGGCCUUGAAUUGAUCAGCAUGCAGUUAAAGUCAUAGUAACACUAGUGAAAACCACUGAACCCAGUGUAUACUGGCCUUUUCGCAAGUCUACCCGCUUUUCCAAAGGUCAAACAAAGGCUUAUUUAGUUCAUCCGUCGGGUAUUGUCAAGGAGUUUAUGCCAGGCAUCAGGUUUUGAAAUGUCAAGUUUUAAACACUCGCAUCCAAUUCUGUAGAGCAUCUUAAUCUACUAGCGUUAAAGUCAGGGAGUUAGUGAUCAAUUUCAACUUGAUACACUAGUGAGAAAUGUAUCCUUGUGUUGGCUUGAUGGUGUUCUAAUGCACCCGUUCAGCACUACUAUCACUUGAGCUUUAGGGUGUGGUGAUUGAACAUUUUAGAAGUUAAACACUUUUUGAAUUUACUGUUAAUGAGAUGGCAAAAAUAUAUUAUUAUUUUAUACAUGGCCUGCUGAUUUUUGGUACAGUGUUUUCUAGCUAAAUUAUUUUAUCAUGCACAUAUAAACAUUUAUGCACUACUUUUCUAAAUAUUUUUUCUCCCAACAGUCAUUUUAGGCACAUUUUUCACAAAUGGAAAAACUCCUUUUUGCAAUACCUCAAUUUUUCACAUUGUGAAAGGUAGCUUUUGUACUUUUGUUACUGAGAGAUCUGCAUAUAGGGAAAUUUUCAUUUUAAGAGCAAAAAAAAAAAAAGUUGAGUGACUUUAAUAAAUAUUAUUUUCAAUUAUGCUUUUGAUACAUUUCAGUGCUGAGGAAUCUUUACAGCUAAGCACACACUUGUGUUGAUGCGACAGAUCUGCAGAGGAGUGAUCAGUGUAUUAUUGCUUAAGGUCUUGGCUCUUGUACACUAGAUUAAAAAUAGAUUUAAAACGUCUGACAGCAGCAUGGCAAGAACACGGUGUCAUUAUUGUUAAUAUUGCGAAAAACGGCUAAACAUAAACUUGUCUCUUUGGUUUCCUCUCCGUAGCUGGAAUAUAAACUAUAACAAUAUAAGGAGAAUGCUAAAUCUGAUUCAUGUUUAGGCUGAUCCUCGUAUCACAAGAAUGGAUGUUUGAUGUUUAGAUAUUUUACCAUUUGAAAAUAUAUAUUCCUGAACUGCCAACUAGUUCCUAUUGUAAUCCUUAGCAUGCAUGAGAGAAAAAAAACAUACAUGAAUUAGCUAUUGAAAUUAAUUGUUGUGAUUGUGCACCAGAUGUUUCUAAACUUUUAAUUUGUGAAGGCCAUCCCACACCCUGCACCCUUCCUAUGUUAUUCUCGAUGAAUUCCCCAUAAAUCAGUAUGGGAAAAAAAUGGAAAUUCACGAGAUGAAAUUGAAAUUUGCAGUGCAGGACGAGAGCAUCAUCUUCUAGUACGCUGUUGAAAAGACUUGAGAACUUAAUCCCCACUCUCUGUUUGAAGUAAAAUCUAAACCCGUUUGUUCGGAGGAAGGGGAACUUGAGACUUGAAUGUGGUAAAUGUUGCAAGUUAACUUGGAGUUGUUAUGUGCAAUACUUUUUUUGAAAUUUUCCAGAUAAAGACUCUUUGCAAUGUAAUUCUUUAAUGCCAUUUUUAAUUGCAGACAUUUAAAGAAGAUGUUAAUAUGUUUUUCACAGUCAUUUUCUACUGUUAUUGUAAUCCUUUUCAUGCUGGUGUUUGUAAAAAAAAAGAAAGCAAACUAUUUGUACUAAUAUAAAUAAUUGAAGUUAUUUUUUAAAACAUUAAAGGUUUUGUGCUCAUUUGCUUAUUUUGUUUAUUUCAAGCUACUGUGAUUGAUUGCAUUGUAAUUAUUAGGUCAACAAUGUAUUUAGCUGUUUAUUGGUAUAUUUUUAAUUGGAAUGUAUAAUUAAUUUUUAUAAUUUUGAUCAGAUUUUUGUUAUAUUUUUGAGGUGAAGCUUUUAAUAUGUUAAAGUGUCUAGUUUUUACUAAUUGCUAUAUUGUGCUCCACAAUAUAUGGUUCACAUUUUUCUGAAGGAAAAUAAAUAUUUAAAUAUCUGUCUAUUAAUGAUGUUACUUAAUGGCAAAAUUUCAAUAGUUUUUAACUGUGUAUGGGAAGGUUGUUGUAUUUAUUAAUAGCAUUUUUUACUUAAGAUAUCACCUUAAUUUUUAUUGUCAUUUCACUUUAUAAGUUCCUAUUUUUGUAUUUUUCUUUCUAAUUAAGUUAUGUUAUACGAAAUGUCCAUAUUCUAGGAGUUGGUCUGUAAGUGCUAGUGAAGCAAAAAGAAAAAUCUAAUGUUAUUUAAUUGUUUGCAGCCAACUAUUUAUAACAAUAUGAAUAAUUUUUAAAUAUUUGUAAUGUGAAAUGUUGAAUGAAUAAAACUUAACUGUG